UCUCAAUAAUUAGUUGCUAAUUAAUUCUUGGUACACAUACCAAGAGCAUAAAUUGAUUACAACAUUAAUUAGGUGCUCCAUACCAUGGCACUUUCAACCUUUCCAACGGUGAACAAGUGUACCUCUAUUGGUAGGGAAAAGCACACGGUGGUUGCGGACAUGGAUGGAACUUUACUCAUAGGUCGAAGUUCUUUCCCUUAUUUUGCUCUCGUGGCCUUUGAGGCUGGUGGAAUUCUUAGGCUUUUGUUCUAUGUCUUGGCUUCCCCUAUUGCUGCCUUGCUUUAUUACUUCAUCUCUGAGUCCGCAGGCAUUCAGGUUCUCAUCUUUGCCUCAAUGGCUGGCAUGAAAGUGUCGAGCAUAGAGUCAGUGGCACGUGCGGUUCUUCCGAAGUUCUACGCUGGUGAUGUUCACCCCGAGUCGUGGCGCGUGUUCUCAUCAUGUGGGAAGCGUUGUGUGCUCACGGCCAAUCCGAGGGUGAUGGUGGAACCUUUCUUGAAGGAAUUUUUGGGUGCAGACAUGGUUUUGGGCACUGAGAUUGCGAGCUAUAAGGGAAGGGCAACUGGGUUGAUUUGCAAGCCGGGGAUACUUGUUGGGAAGAAGAAAGCCGAUGCUCUAAAGAAGGCUUUUGGAGAGGAGAAGCCAGAUAUUGGGCUUGGAGAUAGACAAACAGAUGCUCCCUUCAUGGCUUUAUGCAAGGAGGGUUACAUAGUCCCACCCAAACCCGAGGUGAAAUCAGUGUCAACAGACAAGCUGCCAAAGCCCAUAAUCUUCCACGAUGGAAGACUUGUCCAGAAGCCAACACCUCUCAUUGCCCUCCUCACAAUUCUCUGGAUGCCCAUAGCCUUUCCCUUAGCAUGCCUUCGCAUGGCCGCAGGUUCCCUCCUCCCCAUGCACUUGGUCUACUAUGCCUUUUGGGCCCUUGGCGUCCGUGUCAUAAUUAAGGGCAACCCACCCCCAAAAGUCACAAAAUCUAACCCUAACCCUAACCCUAACAACAACAACGAUUCUGGGGUUCUCUUUAUAUGCUCCCACCGCACCCUGCUUGACCCCAUCUUCCUCUCUGCCGCCCUCGGCCGCCCCAUCCCCGCCGUCACCUACUCCGUCUCUCGCCUCUCUGAGAUCAUCUCCCCCAUCAAGACCGUUCGCCUCAAUCGCGACCGUGCAAUUGACGCCGCCAUGAUCAAGAAACUCCUCCAAGAAGGCGACCUAGCAAUAUGCCCUGAAGGGACAACUUGUAGAGAACCAUUUCUUCUUAGAUUCUCAGCUUUGUUCGCCGAACUCACCGAUGAACUAGUCCCUGUGGCCAUGGUGAACCGCAUGAGCAUGUUCCAUGGAACAACUGCACGAGGGUGGAAAGGGAUGGACCCAUUUUACUUCUUCAUGAACCCUAGUCCUGCUUAUGAGGUCACUUUUUUGAACAAGUUGCCCAAAGAGUUGACUUGUGGGGCAGGAAAGUCAAGCCAUGACGUGGCCAACUACAUUCAACGAGUUAUUGCCGCGACUUUGUCGUACGAGUGCACUGGGUUUACGAGGAAGGACAAGUACAGGGCACUUGCUGGGAAUGAUGGGGUUGUGAUUGAGAAGGGCCAUAUUUUGAAGGCCAACAAAGUUAUGGGUUGCUGAAUUUUGUACUUUCUUUUGAUUUUACACUCAAUUUCAUGGCUUGAAAGGUAAAAAUAGGAGACCAAGAAAUGAAAAUGAUAUUCGACACGGGUGUUGGUGAAAUAAACGAAAUAGUUAAAGGAAUAGGAAGUUAAUUGUAUACGAAGAUGUCAAAUGUGAAAAUAAGUUUUAUACAAAGUUGUUGAAUUUAAUCUGUACUCCUUUUUUAAGGUUUUAUUGUGGUCAUUGUCAUAUUUAGUUUUGUGGUUUGAAAGGUGACAUAGUAAGAGAUGGAGAAAUGAGAUUGAUGUGACUUUGUGAAAUAAUUAAAAGAAAAGGAAGUUAUUAUGUUGAUUUAUAU
Glycine soja is the source of this 1963-nucleotide messenger RNA. Its product is annotated as glycerol-3-phosphate 2-O-acyltransferase 6-like. Gene Ontology annotation, biological process: cutin biosynthetic process. NCBI's taxonomy places the organism in Eukaryota, Viridiplantae, Streptophyta, Magnoliopsida, Fabales, Fabaceae. Gene Ontology annotation, molecular function: phosphatase activity; glycerol-3-phosphate 2-O-acyltransferase activity. The record is from RefSeq and is a predicted model, not a curated record. Gene Ontology annotation, cellular component: membrane. The transcript has 3 exons. Bases 85 to 1623 code for a protein of 512 amino acids.